AAAGGCCAUAGAACGAAAUAAAGGCUGUGUCAUGGUACAGCUGAACGAACAGAACAGAACUUAGGCCAACAGUACAUAGUCAGAGCGUCUCACUAGAAGGAUUAUAAUUACAUAACGUGACCCGCCGUUGUGUUUAACGAAACAUGUAGCUCUUUAUUUUUGUAUGAGUGAUUCCUUUUUACUGUCAGCAAGACUAAAGAAGUAACAAUUAAUAGUGGAAAAUUUGAAGACCUGGUUUUAAAGUGAUUUGUUUGCAAAUUCUUGAUCAGUGUUAAAUAUUUGCAAAAGACAAUAACAUUGUGGUUUCAUUAUUGGAAAUUUGAUAACAAAGCCAAUUUAAGGAAGCUGAUCAUCUACCCAAGUAAAAAUGUCAGCCAAUCAACAACCAAAAGCUAUGCAUACUGAAGUUGUGAUUGUUGGCAAUGGGCCAUCAGCUAUUGCUCUUUCUUUUAUGUUGGCUGGUAACAGGCCUUAUUAUAAUGGACACACAAUAUCCAAUGAGUACCUAACUAAAAGGUUGCAGGAGAAUCCUGGUUUGGCAUUAACUGAAAUGGAUUUGCCAACUCUUAGUGAAGGCUUAGAAGGACGUUCCAACAACCCAGUUGCCUUACUCUUUGAUAGCCUUUUUCAUCCAGAUGCUGAUCUAGGUGCAGAUAACCCUCCAGCAUUGGAUUGGAAAUAUCAAAAGACAUGUGAGAUUCCACAUGUGGUUCUUGGCAAAACCAAGCCAGGAGGAACAUGGCAGAAAAUUGAUGGCACCAUGCAAACAAUAAGCCAGAAUUCUUGGAUGGAACUGCCAAAAGUGCCCUUUAAAGAGUGGCUGUCAAAGCAUCGUGACUUUACAAGAGCUGAAAGUUUGUUGGGGAGAGCCACCAUCAGUGAUGUAAAAGAAUACUACAGUGAUUAUGUAAAGUCUCAAAAGCUGGAGAAAUACUUCAGAGAUUUUCACACUGUUACAUCUGUCCAGAGAGUUUUUCAUCUGCGUAACCAUGUAGACAGUGAAAGUGGAGAGGUUGAGCCUUGUUGUCAGAACGUCAGAAGAAACCACACUCAUUGCUGGGAGGUUAGAGGCUAUCACACUAUAGUGGAUGAAUUUGGCCAAGCAGUAGCCAGGCAAGACUUUUGUUAUGUUGCUCCCCAUGUGGUCUUAGCCACUGGGGCAUAUGACAUUCCAAAUAGAUUAGGCGUAGAUGGUGAAAACCUUCCUUGCGUUGUCCACUGUUUGGGUGAAUUUGAGGAGAAGCUUUCUCACUGUGAGCCACACACCACAGAUCCUGUGCUAGUAGUAGGUGCUGGUCUUAGUGCAGCAGAUGCUAUUCUCAUGGCAUUGGAGUCAAAUAUUCCAGUCAUUCAUGUAUUCAGACGCAGUCCCUCAGACCCAUCCUUAAUAUUUUCUAAACUUCCAAAAUUCAUGUAUCCAGAAUAUCACAGAAUUCAUAGUUUAAUGAAAGGAAAAGAGACAAAUGAACUUUAUAAAGCUCUUCCAAAACACAGUGUUGUGGAAAUACUUGACAAUAAGGUGUUGAUAAAAGCUAAAGGAACAGACUCUCUCAGCUGGUACGACAUCUCCUGUGUGGCCAUCAUGAUUGGCUCUAGGUCUGACUUGGGAUUCUUGCCCAAAGAAGGCAGAAACCUUGGUGUGGUGCCCAAGUGGCCCAUUGACAGCAAGCAUAACCCCAUUGACAUUGAUGCUUACUCUUACCAAUCCAUCCGUGAACCCCAGAUGUUUGCAGUUGGUCCCUUGGUGGGAGACAACUUUGUCAGAUUUGCCAUUGGGGGCUCACUUGGCAUAGUUAGUCACAUUAUAAAGUGUAGGAAGAAGGAUGAGAUGUAACUGUGAUAUUCAAAAAAGCUUGAGAUUUCACCUAACACUGACCAUCAUCAUCAUAUCAUAAUGAUUGCCAUGGUGGGCUGGUGAAGCACUGCUUUGAUUGUACUGACUAAACAUGUGUUCCUGACAUACUUAUGACACAUUUCCUCUGGAUCAAGAGAAAUCUUUCAGUGCCUUCUACUUGUAUAUGAGAAUGAUACUGAUUCAGAUUCAAGAGAAUUUGAUACUUAACAUAUUAUGUUGUUUUUUUUUAGCAUGGUACACACUAAUAAUGACAUAUCUGCUGAUUAGUUAUUAGUGUAGUGCAUUAUUGUGUAGUGUUUCUAUAGGAGGUGCCUAUGUGGAAGAUUGAUUGCUGAAAUGAAAGUGUAUGGUUCAAUGCCUAGUCUGGAGACAGAUACAGAUUUAAAACUAGGGAAAAGUAACAGGGGUUAGUCAAUGUGGUUUCCAUUAAAACUUACUAAGUAAAACAAAGAUGAGUUCACUACUGUCAGCUUUAUUUUAUUCUAGCUAGCACCUUAAAGAUCUAUUAAAUGGCAAUAUAAUUAUAAAUCUCACUAUAGUGAAUGUUUUUUUUGAGCUUCAGUGUCAUGUCAGUAUCUGCUCUAUUGUGUGAACUGAAUCAGACCUGAAGACUUGGCUUAGAAUAGUUCACUUCUUGUUAUAAAUGUGCUCUUUGAUCUUUGUAUUACUUUGUUGUUACAAAUGUUGUAUACUUUUUUACACAUUUGUAAGUGAUACAUAUAUUGUUGAUGUUGUUGUUUUUUUUAUACAUGUGCAACACAUUUGUAAUUUUUUAUAAUUUUAAAAAUUUAAAUGAUGAAUUAAUUGAUUUUUAAAAAAAAAUCUUUAACCUUGCAAUUCCUGACAGUUAAAAUAGUGUCGCCCUUAAUUGUGUUAAUAAUGUAUACAGUGCAGGUGUAUUCCUACUUAUCUGAUUACUCAUUAAUUCACUUAAUUUUAAAAGGUUGUGGUCUAAUAUAUUUGGCUAUUUAAGAUUCCCAUAUGAUUGUAAGUGAUUAGAAUUAAAUUGUUUAUUGUAAAAAUAAAUUUGCCAAGUUUUGGUUGCGGUAUAUUUGCUCAGACAUGGAACUCUUCAUAUAAUUUUUUGGUCAUCAUGAAAAAUGCUUGCAAAUUAUUUUCAAAAUAAAUGUGGAGCUUGUUUCAAAGAACUAUGAACCCAUCUGUUCAUUGCAAUGUUGUUUUUUUUUUUAAUUUAUCACAUGACUUAGUUGGACCAAAGAGUUUCAUAUCAAAACAAUUUUUGUUUUUACAAGACAAAUUGACUUUAACAUUGUAAUGAUUAUUGUUUUGUUUGUUUUGUGCCAAAUAUAUUUACUUAUUAUUAGUUUUUCUAAAUCCCAUAUAAGUUAUUUAUAUGUUAUAAACAGUUUGUGAAAAGAAAGUCAGAUAGCUCAAAGGAAACUAUUUAAGCAUAUCAUUUAAAGAUUGGUGUAAGAAUAAUCCAGAUACUAUUCUGGUAAUUUAUGACCUGCAAAAUAAGUAAAGUACUCCUAUCAUACCUUGUGAUAUAUAGAUAGGGCAGAUGAUGUAAAGCCAUCUUUUUCUACGAGGUUGUCAUGUGGCCAGCACAAUGAUCACUUACAUAAAAAGUUGUAAAAAUGUAUUCUGCCAAAAGCCGCUUUUAUCCUCUAUUAAUCUUAACAUCUGAUUGUUGUAAUAGAAAAUCUCAUAACUUUAUUAAAGUAUUGAUAACAUUAUAUCACAUCACAAUUUUAUACUUUUGUAAUAUUAAAAAAAAAAUUAAGUACUAUAUACCAUCACCAUUUUGAUUGUAUAGAGCCAGAUAUGAAAUAUUGAAUGAAUUAGCAAAAUAACUUCUGCAUUUAAUUGUCAUUGGGAAUGUGUAAAUUAAGCUAAGAAAUGUUUUGUUUUUAAAAAACCUAUUCACAGAUACGGACAUUGUUAACCCAGAGGGUUUAUUCUAUUUUAACAAUAAUUGUUUUAUUUUUGUCUUUACACCAGCAUACUUACUUUACGUUGCUGGGCUAAAUGAUUGAAUAAUGGUUUAAUUUUUUUGGGUUUCGUAGAAAGUUCAGUGAAGAUUUUUAAAAAAAACUUAUUAUUUGUUGAAGUGGUGUUUCGCUAGGGAAACAUUUGAUGAUUGGUUAGAUGUGGUUUCUAUCCACCUAACCAAAAUGUUCUGUUUUGGUCUGGCUAGUGAAUCAACUUUAUGUGUGCUGUUUUAUGGCAUUUAUGUUCCUUUGUAUUUGACCCUUUUGUCAAAGCCUGGAGCAGUGAAAAAAAGUAUUAAAACAAAGUAUAAAACAUUUA
This is a messenger RNA of Biomphalaria glabrata, 4126 nucleotides long. Its product is annotated as oxidative stress-induced growth inhibitor 2-like. Lineage: Eukaryota; Metazoa; Mollusca; Gastropoda; Planorbidae. The transcript has 6 exons. The record is from RefSeq and is a predicted model, not a curated record. The coding region runs from base 368 to 1834 and encodes 488 amino acids.